This is a messenger RNA of Spodoptera litura, 634 nucleotides long. RefSeq names its product Osiris 22 (gene Osi22). The record is from RefSeq and is a predicted model, not a curated record. NCBI's taxonomy places the organism in Eukaryota, Metazoa, Arthropoda, Insecta, Lepidoptera, Noctuidae. Gene Ontology annotation, cellular component: membrane.
AUGGACGCACUACAACCAACGCGGACUCUGUGCUUUUUCGCGCUGUUUUUAUUUAUCUGUGCUGCGUCUGCACACAGUGUUCCAAAACAUGAUCACGUGGAAGAUGAAAGAUUUGAAGUAUACGAUGGUGUUUUUGUGAAUAUACCCAAGGACAAUAGCACCGGGAGGAUGCUCUCUAUUGACGUGGAUACUGAAGUCACUGAAGGUCGAGGUAAGAAGAAAAACAUCAUGCAGAAAAUUAUACCGAUGUUCAUCCUGCCGUUCAUCCUUCAAUCAUCACUUAUGCCUCUAGUCCUAGGCAUGCUCAAGUUUAUGCUCAUCAAAUCAUUCCUGGUUGGAAAAUUAGCACUCACUCUUAUUAUGAUCAAUGCAUUUAAAAAUCAUAAUUCGUUUAAAGGACGCGAUGCAGAAGCAGCCAGUGAACAUUAUGGCUACCACGAAAAUGGGAUAGAACCUAUUGCAACAUAUUUAAAUUAAAAUUAAUAUAUUUUCGACUAUUUCGCUGUCUAACUGAUUAGCUUAAUCAGGAUAACAAAAGUGCUAGUUAGUGAAGGCUUGUUUCGAACACUCUAUAGGAGAAACAUAUUUUUAUAAACAAUGUAUUUAGCUUGAUAUUUAGAUUACCUGUACCUUU